AUGGCCUCGAACAUCAAAGUGUUUAUUCGAGUUCGCCCUGGGCGACCAGCUCCAGGCUUCAAGGUUGACGAGGAGAGGCGGACGCUGGUCUUUGAACACGAGAAAACAUCGCCCGAUUAUGACGUGAACAAUCAGAAGGCGGCACACUCCUUCCAGUUCGAUGGAGUUCUUGGUAUGCAGAUCAAGCAGCAGGAGGUCCUGGACGUCAUUGCAAAGCCAGUCAUUGAGGAUGUACUUCAAGGUGUCAACGGCACAAUAUUCGCCUAUGGCCAAACAGGCAGCGGCAAAACCUUCACCAUCACUGGCGGCGCUUCAAACUAUGAAGAUCGUGGUUUGAUUCCGCGUACGAUCCGGCUCAUGUUCGAGGCCUUUCGAAAAGGGCCGGCACAAUAUCGCAUGUACAUAUCUUAUCUGGAGAUCUACCAGGACAGCGGGUAUGAUCUCCUACGCGAUGAUAGUGUCCGACGCCUGGAAGAUUUGCCAAAGGUCGUGUUGCGCGAGGAUGAGGACGGCAAUAUGCAUCUGCGCAAUCUUUCGGUGAACCUGGCGGCUUCGGAAGAGGAUGCGCUCAACCUGCUGUUUCUCGGCGACACCAACCGCGUUGUUGCUGAGACGCCCAUGAACGAUGCAAGUACGCGCUCGCACUGCUUGUUCAUCAUCUGGGUCGACUCCACACAGUCCGGGAGUGACGUUGUACGACGGUCAAAGCUACACUUGGUUGACUUGGCUGGCAGUGAACGUGUCUCACAGACUGGGGUUGACGGAAAGCUCCUGCAGGAGGCGAAGGCUAUCAACCUUUCGCUUCACUACUUGGAGAGGGUCAUCGUUGCCUUGCACUCACGUUCGAAGGGUGUGCAGGCACACGUGCCCUACCGCGACUCCAUGAUGACCAGCGUCCUUCGCGAUUCCCUGGGGGGCAAUUGUCGCACAACAAUGGUGGGUUGCAUUGCUGCAGAGGCAUCCAACAUUCCUGAGUCCAUAUCCACUUGCCGCUUUGCGCAGCGAGUUGCUCAGAUCACAAACAAUGCUCGGGUAAAUGAGGAGCUUGAUCCGAAUCUACUCAUCUCCAGACUGAAGAAAGAAGUGGCAGAGCUUAAAGAAGAGGUGAAAGUGGCUCGUUCAAGCAAGGAUGGCCAAGAAGCCGAGGCGCUAAAUUCAGAUGCAAUCGAGCAGUGCAGGGCUCUUGUCCAGCAAUACAUAUCCAAGGGCGCGAAGUCUGACGAGCCGUUCAUGUGCGGCUCAAUUGAAAGGCUGCGUGCGUCCUUUCGAAUUCUGCGGGAUAUGUGCCUGGACGGGGAAGGUCAGCACGGACAAGAAACGGAAGCAGAUGCAGGACAUUUUGCUGCGUUGGAGUCCGAGAUCAAGAAGCUGAAGUUGGAGGUUGCUCAGCGCGAUCAGGAAAUCGCAGUCAUGGUGAAGAUGCUCACGAAACAGCGGGGCGACUCGCGUCCGUUUAUAGCUGCUUCACAUCAAGCAUCCGGAGCUGCUCCUCUGCAGCAUGAGCCUGCUGGAGGAUGUCCUGAAGUCAGGGAGCUCACGGCUGACAACCCUGGUACUGCCACUGCGCCUGCCGCAGAGCCCGCAAAGCACGCAGCUCCACAGGUAGACAAGCGCAGAGCACCGCAGCCAACAAUGCCACCCGCCAACGAAGCAGCUGAGCUUCUCCUGGACAAGCAGAAGGCGCUGGAGGUUUUCUGGCAGAAGGUGUACCGACCUCCAGAGGCAUUCCAAGAGAACAAGGUCCUACUCAAACAAAGAAUUGAGAAAGCGCAAAGCUUGGGCAAGGAGGCAGUCCAGCUCAAGACAGAAAUCGACUCUGUCAAGAGCAGGCUGCUGCGACUGCGUGCAGAACGCGCCAUGACAGCUGCUGGUUACGACGAUGCGCCUGUUGAAGAUGGUCCGGAGGAACUGGCUGAGGUGUCAGAAAUUGAGCGCCUGAAAAGCCAGUAUCGUGAGAAGACUGGAGAGCUGCGACAUGUCAAGAGCGACGUGGAAGGCAUCCAGCGUCUCCUCGAACAAAACCAGGCAAGGGUCCGCCGAGAGUUUGAAACUUGGUUCUCGGGCCUCAGAAGUCGAGCAAACCUCUCCAAAAUGGACGAGGAAAAGAAAAAGGAGCUCUUUGACAAGGUGUCGGGCAACAGCGGUUCCACAACACCGACAAAGGAAGCUAACGACAAGGUUUCACCAUCUUCCACGUCAGCAUCAAAGGUCGUGCUGACGACGACGCCCUCAGGGACGCCUGCAAAUGCACCGCGCGCGGCAGAAGACCUGGCAGCCUUCUACGCCGCGCUUGGGGAGCUUUCGCGAAGAUGA
Molecule: messenger RNA, 2313 nt
Organism: Symbiodinium pilosum
Lineage: Eukaryota; Dinophyceae; Suessiales; Symbiodiniaceae
Source: the annotation of a GenBank genome assembly